Messenger RNA from Chara braunii, 2377 nucleotides. NCBI's taxonomy places the organism in Eukaryota, Viridiplantae, Streptophyta, Charophyceae, Charales, Characeae. The record is from the annotation of a GenBank genome assembly.
GGGAUAGGAAAAGGGGGGUGAAACUCGAAGACGACGGUGGGAAGGGGCGGGAGUAGGCGGAGGGCCGGGGGGGGAAGGGGCAGCCAUAGGAGGGCGGGAUGAUGAUGACCGGGACAGCCUCUGUGCGGAGUGGUGGCGGUGCUGCUGCUGUGCGCGGCACUGCGCAUUAUUGCGCCGUUGCGGCGGCGGCAACUGUGGCGCGAUCGGGGUCGGGGAUUCGCACCGCUGCCACCGCCAAAAAUCUAAUGUCUGCUUCAUUGUCCUGCUCGAGCUCAUCUUGCCACGUGGCAUUCUCUCCCUCUCCCUCUCCAUCUCCCUCUCCUUCUCCCUCUUCUUCUUCUUCUUCUUCUUCUUCUUCUUCUUCUUCUUUUGUUCUUCCACGAUGGUGGAAGGGGGUAAGAGCAGCAGCAGCAGCAGCAGCAGCAGGAGGAGGAGGAGGAGGAGGAGGAGGAGGGAGUUGGAUAUUGCGAAAUGGUGGUCGAAUCUGUGUGACGGGGGGAGUAAAGCAGCCGAACCUCCUGAGCGGGUUGCGUAGGCAUGGUGGGAAAUCGCAUGUGGCAAUGGGAGGCAGAGGAGUAAUGGCAGUGAAGCCGCGCCUACCUCCUCUAUCCCUGUCUGCCACGUUGGCAGUGCCUCAGCUUUUGAAAGGAGGCGAUGCUGUGGUUGCGGCGGAGACAGGGAGCGGGAAAACGCAUGCGUACCUUGUGCCGCUGAUCCAGCGCAUCCUGGCAGAUCGAGCGGCUAAGGGCAAGUCAUCUGGUAGCACUCUUCUCCGCUCAGCGAACAACAUGCCAGCGGAGGCCUCGCUGCCAACCCAGCUCACGACGAAGACGACUAACCUGUCCCCUCGUGGGACUGCUCAUCCGGUUGCUGAGCACGCGCUGGCUGAAGAUGGGUCGAAGGAUCACACGGAGGAGCUGCGCAGACGUAGAGAUUACCGUUAUGGGUUUGCGCUUGUGCUGUGUCCAAACUUGUUGUUAACGCAACAAGUGGCAAGUAUGGCGAACAGUUUGACUGAUGCGAAUGGGAGGCCGCUGAUCGCGACCGCCAUCAUUGCAGGAGGGGAGGGUUUCCCGGCGAUGCCUCCCGACCUUGUUGUUGCCACUCCAGCUAGCCUUUUGAAUCACCUCUUCGCAUAUGAUCCUCGUCAACGGCGGCGUACUGCUUUCAUCCGAGACCUUCGCUACAUGGUGGUGGACGAGGCAGAUAUGUUGUUGUCUGGAGGUUUUGAGAGGGACGUCAACAAGCUCCUUUUGCUUUGCCGGCGGCAGGAGAGAGAGAUGGCGAUUCUUAUUUCUCAGUCAGUUUCAGGCCACAAGCAGAUUGCUGACAAUGCACAAGGUCCCGUGGAGGAGCAAGAGGAGGAGGAGGAGGAGGAGGAAGAGGGGGAUUUAAGUGCUCAGCCAUGGACGGACUUCCCGAUGGAUGAAUCAGAAGCGCAAGAGCAAGAGAGUGCCAUCAGUGAUGUCCCAAGAGGGAAGUCUGGUGAUCAGAUAUCGCAAGAGAGUGUUGUUGACGGCAGUGAAGAAGAGAGAGACGAAGAGGAUAUUUCGAGGGGUUGGGAUGGCGAAGAUGAUGAUGAAGAUGUCAGCAGGAAGGACAACUCCGUGAAGUCAAAGAGGCAAAAGAAGCCGAAAGUCUACCAAAGGAGCAAGGAUUACAUUUUUGUUGCAGCCACAUUGUCUGAAAGAAGUAAGAAAUCUCCUGGAGGAGUCAUAAGGGAUCGGUUUCCGAAUGCGACACGAAUCACCGGAAAUCUUCUKCAUUGUCAUAAUCCCAACCUACAACUAAGAUGGUUAAAGGUGGACAGCGAUUCGCGGAUCGCCGCCCUUGUUGAUGCCAUUGUGCGAACAGGAAAUGGAGGUGGCGAGUGCAGAUCUGAGGAGGGUGAGCGUGAGCAUGGUGCUGGUGUGGCCAGUGGUGGCAACCAGCUACACUCCCGUCACAAACUCAAAGCAAUGAGGAUCAUGGUGUUUGCGAAUAGCGUGGAGGCCGUCGAAGGCAUCGGGAGAGUCUUGCGUAGGAGGGGUGUGGACUGCUCGUGCUACCACAAGGGCGUUCCCGCUCAAGACCGAACACUCGUACUGCAUGACUUCGCUGAGAAAGGAGGAGUCCUGAUUUGUACCGAUGUAGCGUCACGUGGCCUGGACAUUCCAGAAGUUGCGCACGUGGUUCAGGCGGAGUUUGCGACAUCUGCUGUCGAUUUCCUACAUCGAGUUGGAAGAACUGCUCGAGCAGGGAAAGCAGGCAUGGUCUCCAGUCUGUAUACGGAAAUGGAUGAACCUCUUGUUCAAGCUGUUCGAGGUGCAAUUGAACACCAGCAACCUGUGGUAUGACACACCAUCCACCCAUGCCAAAAUCAGUGCUGCAGAGCUGA